AUGACAGAUGAAAGCCGAGUUUCCCUGGGAGACGAGCGAAACGACAAGAGAAAAGUGGACGAUUUCACAGCGUUGUACAAUUUGGACGCUGCCUCUUCUACUCGUGGUUUAGUCGACAACGGUCAAGAGGGUGCAUUUAAAAAGAUAAAACAUGAGCCCGGAUCAGGAUCUGGUUCGUCGAUUGGAGGGGUAGGAACUGGAGGGUCGGGUACAGGACACAACCCAUCAUCUUGUCCUACUCCCGCGCGACGAAGACAUCGGACAACUUUCACACAGGAACAACUACAAGAAUUAGAGGCCGCUUUCUCAAAAUCUCACUACCCGGAUAUUUACUGUAGAGAAGAACUGGCGCGAAUUACCAAGUUAAAUGAAGCUCGAAUACAGGUAUGGUUCCAGAACCGCAGGGCAAAAUACCGGAAGCAGGAAAAGCAAUUGGCCAAAUCGUUGUCUCCAGUCAUCAACCCAGCUUGUAAUGGGAUGAUGAGAAACAUAUACCCCACGACAUCCCGACCCUAUGCUGCUUAUCCAACUCCCACCAACAUGAACACGAUGGCACGCUAUCCACAGAUGAACUCCUCGUAUCCUCCUGUAGCCCAGUUCGGUGGGAUGAGUAGUAUGCCUACGGGCAACAUGGCGUCGAUGCCCCGUCAGGUGCAACAGUUCCAGAUGACACCAGACUACAACUUGGAGUCCCACGAGGAUGAUUGGUACAAUAAAAGUUUGACGGCACUCCGAAUGAACAACGCACACCAUGGGUUGUCCAACUCCGUACUACAGUAUCAAGCAUGA
This is a messenger RNA of Ylistrum balloti, 789 nucleotides long. RefSeq names its product homeobox protein unc-42-like. The coding region runs from base 1 to 789 and encodes 262 amino acids. The transcript has 4 exons. NCBI's taxonomy places the organism in Eukaryota, Metazoa, Mollusca, Bivalvia, Pectinida, Pectinidae. Gene Ontology annotation, biological process: regulation of transcription by RNA polymerase II. The record is from RefSeq and is a predicted model, not a curated record. Gene Ontology annotation, molecular function: DNA-binding transcription factor activity, RNA polymerase II-specific; RNA polymerase II transcription regulatory region sequence-specific DNA binding.